This is a messenger RNA of Ruditapes philippinarum (Manila clam), 3127 nucleotides long. RefSeq lists its product as uncharacterized. The transcript has 6 exons. The record is from RefSeq and is a predicted model, not a curated record. NCBI's taxonomy places the organism in Eukaryota, Metazoa, Mollusca, Bivalvia, Venerida, Veneridae. Bases 119 to 1789 code for a protein of 556 amino acids.
CAACCGAGUACUCAUAAUCAUGGGUAUUUCGUAUAUAUUGGCUAAAUAUUAAUACGGCUUUCAGUUGCUUCAUAUACAUAGUUCGCAAACAGGAAGCUUUAAUCAAAUUUCAAUUCUAAUGGAAUUUAAGAUUUACACCGUUCCAUUCUCUACUUAUCCAAGGGUAAAGUAUGCAUGCAAACACUUGGAUCCGCUUCUUCGUCGUUACGAUGACAUUUAUCUAACCUCGAGCCAGACCUCUUACAGAGAUUAUACCAACAAACAGGAGUUCAAGCUAUGUCUACAAACCUUGGGCGGUGAUCGAGAUAUUGAUAUCAGAAGUGUAACAAAACAAAACGAUGUACCUGAUUGCAUUACAGAAAAAUGCGCUAAUGUUAAAGAGCUCGUUCAAAAAGGAUGUCUUCAAAACUCUUUUGUUAUCAUUGUUGCUUCUGAUAUCAAUGAAGUCGACAUACCUACAUACAACAACGUUGGGACUAUCUGCCUGGUGACUGACACGAAUGACAGCCAUGCGAAUUGCUAUCAAGGAACGCCUUUCAAAGGAAAACUUUACGAAAAUGUCAGCGCAAAGAUGGAAUUGAUUUUAUACAAAGCAUCAGGAAUGAAAGGCAAAUGUGAUUAUUUGCUGCAAGAUUUGAUAAAAAAAUUUGAAAAACAACAGACAGAGUCAUUGCCACAGCAAUCGAAGUCAGUAGAAGACAUAAUAUUAGGAGCAGAAGAAAACGUGCCCAAGCGAACUAGCUCAGUUAAAGAGAGGAAUAUAUUUGAGACUAUUCAGCAAAAAGAGCGCCUCUAUGAUGAAAUGCUUGGCAUGUUUCGCCGAAGUUUAAUUCCAGAUGAUGAAACUUUAAGACCACUUGUUAGACAACUUACAGACAAACGCAUUACUGAAGAGUUGAAGGAAGAUCUUAAAAACGAAAGUUCAUCCAUAAGAAGUUGCGGAUACCGCGGUUGCACUUUAGUCAUUUUUGUUGAUGAAGAUUGCGAUCCGCAGAAUUUAAAAACCCGCCUAAAAAAAUGCCUGCUGAAGAAACACAAAAUCGCAUCAUUUUCCGUAGAGCCGUUGAAUAUCAAAGAAUUUUGUAAGGUGGGGUCAAAAGCUGAAGCAAUAUUUGGUGAUGGCAAAACCAGAAGGAGUGGAACAUUAGGUGGCUUUGGUUAUGCUAUAUCAUGCAGUGGCAAUGGAAGCAAAACCAUCGGGUUAGUGUCUCGACAUGUCGUUACCAUUGGUGACAGUUCUGCUACCAGUGUAUUCAUUAAUUCUGAUGGAAACACAACAGAAGCAUCUGUUGAUAUUGAUAACUCAUUUGCUGAUCAACACGAAAUUGUAUUAGAUAUCGCAUCAAUUUCGUUCAUGAAUGAUACAUCUGAAUUCGAAACAACAUAUAAAACAUCAGAAAACAGAAGUGCAAUAGGCGUUUUAACUACGUACACCACGGAACAAAUGAAGGGGCUUCCUGUUCAAAUAUGUGGAGCGUGCACACCACUAGGACGUGGAACUGUUACAAUGCCAAAGAUUGAAGGUGUUAGAGACAGCUGUAUGGAUGAAAAUUUUAUUUUUGUCGAAGAUGACAUCACUGAAGGACAGGGAAAUGAGGUUUUCUGUAAAGAACUUGAUAGUGGCGCAAUAGUUUGUACAGACGAUCAAGAUAAUCCAGAUAAGGUACAGUUAAUUUCAAUGGUAAUUGGGGGAGACCUUAAUGGGACAGGCAAAUAUGCAACGCUGAAGCUAAAAGAGGGAAUCAAACAAGUUGAAGAAGAAACUGAUUCUACUGUUGAACUUUUGUAACAGAACAUCAUUAUGAGAAUUGAGAUAUAGAAAAUAUGUGAGAAUGAAUGAUGCUUGUUGUUUGAUUGUAGACCUUAAAUAUAGGAAAUAUUAGAGGUAGAAGUUCAUUGUGUGAUUGUAAAACUUUGAUGUAGAAAAGGUAAGGGAAUGAUGCUUUCCAUCUGAGUGUAGAAAUUUGAUGUAGAAAAUAUGAGAUAAUGAUGUUUAUUGUUUGAUUGUAGAACUGUGAUGUAGAAAAAAUAAGAGGUAAAAGUUUAUUGUUUGCUUGUAGAACUUUGAUGUAGAACAUAUGAGAGAAUAGUGUUUUUGUUUGAUUGUAACUUUGAUAUAGAUAAUAUGAGAGGUAGAAAUUUAUUUUUGAAUGUAGAACUUGAAUACAGAAAUGAAAUAUAAGAAAAUGAUAUUUAUUUCUUGAUUGUAAAACUUUGCUGCAGAAAAUAUGAGAGAAUGAUGUUUAUUGUUUGAUUAUAGAACUUUGAUGUAGAAAAUAUGAGGGAAUUAUGUAUUUUGUUUGAGUGUAGAGCUUUGAUAUAGAAAAUAUAUAACGACGAUGAUUAUUAUUUAACUGUAGAACAUGAAUGAUAUUUAUUGUUUGAUGUUUAUCAUUCAAAAUGUCAUUAUUAAGAAUCAUGAAUGAUAAUCAUGGGAGAUAACAAACAACGAAAUUUUACAUUUCUGAUGACUUAAACCUUUAAAUGUGUGAAUACUUCAAACAUCUCUUUUAACUGAUAAUCAAUAUUCAUAUAGCCAUUAAUCACCUCCAUUAUUAUCUGUACUAAUAAUUGUAUUAAAAAAGCUUUUAGCUGCAUGUAUAUACGGAUGUAAUCAUUAUAAAACAACGUAAUAUUCACAUAACUAGUUUCUAAUAAAGUCGUAUUUAAAAAUAAAUAAAAAACAAUUCGACAAAUUAAUAAUUAAUUGUUUUGUAUUAAUUCAGUUGUUGUAAAAGUAAAGUUGAAUGACAAAUAAAAAAGUACAUAGUCGAGGUCUACUUUCAUUUGUAAUAUUAUUUAAACAUUUAAAAUGCAAUGUUUAUGGACCAUUAUGUAGACAGUUUUCCGCCAAGCCUUAAAACAGAUUAAUGCACACAGCAAUCUUAAAUACUGUUGAUACUUCCAACAUAUAUUUUGUUUUUUGUUCUAUUUAAACAUUGUUCACACUGUGGUACGUUCCAGCAGUAACCUUUUAUAUCUCAAAUUAAAAUAUAUACAUAUAUGUAAUUACGAAAAGGACAGGUCAGUAAAGACAUUGGUUAAAGGGACUCCACUAAGUUUUUAACAGGAAAUAAUUUUUUUCGAGAUAAAUGUUCCAUUCAAUAAUGGUUUAUGAAUAGGUUUG